UAAUCGUGUUUAACUGUUUACAAUCGAGUCAUUUUAAUUUGGAAACUGUCCGUGUACAUAAAUGCUAUUUAUUCCACUGAUGUUGUAAAUUCAUCACCAACUCACAUGGAUAGUUCGCUGUUAUAAGAGUGCAAUUCCUAAAUCUAUAUCAGUCAUGUGUAUUUCUAUAGAAAGCACACUAGCGUCCAUACAUCCGGUUUUCUAUUCUGUCGUUUCAGCAACGUGUAUCUUGUUGGAGAUUGCAUGUCCACAUCCUCUGGGCUCUAUGUUUACAGUUGUUCAUGUGUUAAUACAGGUCACAUGACUGGGUUGGGUUAAACUUGAUAGGACUAUAAUUUUGACUAUAAACAGAUCAAGGAUUUCCAGUUCCGCGUAAAGGCGCACGAUGUGGGCCCUCCGCAGAUUCCCCAAUAGAAAUCUGGUAUUUUUUAGUCAUUACAUUUUCCGUAAAUGUCUACAUUUUAUUUGCAAUCGAGUCUGUCAGAAGUGCUCUUCGUUCCACUGAUAUGUGGCCAUUUCAGAAGCACUAUCAUGGACAGAGUUGCUUUGCGAAGAGGGUGAAUUUCAAAUGGUUGCUUGUUGUCUACCACAGUAGUCUAGUUUCACGCAACGUGCUUUUCGUUAUACAUUCUUUGCCCACAUCCCCCUGACAUAUUGGUUUACAUUUGUCAUCAUACAUUGGCCUAUAUGUGUGGAUUUCACCUAAUAGUAUUCUGUAUUCUACCCUUCGGAUACUCAAACCUUCUCAUUGUCACGAUCGUCGUAAGGAUGAGACCAAGGCGCAGCGUGGGUAGAGUUCCACAUAUUUUUAAUAAAUCAAAACUCACCAAAACAAAACAAAAAAAUAAAGAACAAACGAAACGUGACGCUACUGGUAUGCACUCAGGCAACUCAAUGUAGACAAGAUCCCACAACACAAACGAGUAAAAUGGCUACCUAAAUAUGAUCCCCAAUCAGAGACAAGGAUAAACAGCUGUCUCUGAUUGGGAACCAUAUCAGGCCAACAUAGACAUACAAAACCCCUAGACAUACAACACCCAUAGACAUACAAAAAUCCUAGACAUACAAAAACCCUAGACAUACAAAACUAGCGUACCCACCCUAGUCACACCCUGACCUAACCAAAAUAUAUAGAAAAACAGAGAUAUCUAAGGUCACGGCGUGACACUCAUAUACAAUAUGUUGCGGUGCGUUUAUUGUUUUAAGGCAAUCUGUAGUUCAGUGGAUUGAACUCAGAGGGACGCUGUUGGUUAGUGUGUUGCAGUUUUAGAGCAGAUUUGCAGCAGUACUUCCCCCAUCAUCUCGAUAUAUUAAGAGAAAGAGAGAGCCGCACGCAGAGCGCACGGUCCGGUUACAGAGAACACUGAGCAAGGAGACUACGAUCUUGGAUUCUUUUGUUCCAGUGAGACGGAUUAUUGGCAGAGAAUUGUGUUAUUUUCUGAACUUACUUUUAACGGAAUACUGCAAAUUGUCUAACGGAUUAUAUGGUGUUUAUGGUUUAAUUGUGAAAAGGAUAUGUCGAACAGAACAAUGAUACGGCAAGUACUGUUGUUUAUCUCGGUCCUCUCUCUCAGUUCAGUGAACGGGCAGGUCAGUUACUCCAUUCCUGAGGAAAUGGCGAAAGGCUCUUUAGUCGGUAACAUAGCGCAGGAUUUGGGUUUGGAUAUAAAACGACUGAAAUCAGGUAAAGCUCAUAUUUAUACUGGAGACAGCGCAGAAUACAUCGAGCUGAAUAAAGAAAGGGGAGUGCUCUUUAUCAAGGAAAGAAUAGACCGUGAAGCGUUGUGUGGAGAGACGACGCCAUGCGCUUUACACCAUCAAAUUAUACUUGAAAACCCAUUGGAAUUUUACAGCAUAACGAUUGAGAUCACAGACAUCAAUGAUAAUUCACCGGGUUUCAAAAAGAAUGAAAUGAAAUUCGAAAUAAGUGAGUCAUCACAGCCAGGAGCUAGGUUCGUUUUGGAUAGAGCAGUUGAUAAUGACGUUGGUGUGAAUGACCUGCAGAGCUACACCCUAAAACCAACCGAUAAUUUCAUAUUAAAAUCACACAUUUUACCUGACGGGAGUAAAAAUGUGGAAAUGGUUUUGCAGACGCCUCUAGACCGAGAGAAACAGGAGCAGAUAUCGCUGAUUUUAACAGCAGUAGAUGGAGGAGAGCCUCAGCUAUCAGGAACAAUGCGGAUAAUCAUCACUGUACUAGACGCCAAUGAUAAUGCACCUGUCUGUUCCCAAGCCGUUUACAAGGCUAGUGUAACAGAGAACGCGCCUAAAGGCACCAUUGUAGCUACAGUAAGCGCGACUGAUGCUGAUCAAGAUUCAUACGGAAAAGUGACAUAUUCCAUAUCAAACAUCGUCGAAGGCGGUGCUGAAUUAUUUGAAGUUGAUAAUGAUGACGGUGUAGUGAGUCUAUUAGGAAAUAUUGAUUACGAAAGAAUGAAAAAAUAUCAAAUUGACAUUCAAGCUAGAGACGCGGGAGGACUCAUAGAUUCUUGCAAAGUAAUCGUCGAUGUUUCUGAUUUAAAUGAUAACAAACCAAUCAUUAAUAUAAUGUCUAAGACAAAUGCAAUAUUAGAAGAUUCUGUGUCUGGCACAGUUGUAACAAUUAUCAAUGUUCAAGACUCAGACUCGGGUGAUAAUGGUAAAGUAGAGUGCUCCAUAAAUGAAAACAUUCCAUUUACUAUUAAAUCUACAUCAAAUGGUUUUUACAGUCUAGUAACUGACAGUGACUUGGACCGAGAGAGAGACUCUGAGUAUAACAUCAGUGUGACGUGCUCUGAUGAGGGCGUGCCCUCGCUCUCCAGCAGCGUCACUCUCACCUUACAGAUAUCAGAUGUGAAUGACAACGCGCCUGUCUUUGAGAGGAGCUCAUAUGAGGCCUACAUUAUAGAGAAUAACACACCGGGCCUCUCUAUAUUCACAGUGAAAGCCAGAGACGAUGACUGGAACCAGAAUGCCCGUGUUUCUUACGUACUGGAGGACUCCUCGGUUAACGGAGUGCCCGUCUCCUCAUAUGUGUCCGUUAGUGCUGAUAGUGGAGUCAUCCAUGCAGUGCGCUCUUUUGACUACGAGCAGAUCAAGGAUUUCCAGUUCCGCGUAAAAGCGCAGGAUGGAGGCUCCCCUCCACUCAGUAGCAAUGUGACUGUGAAAAUAAUGAUCCAGGACCAGAACGACAACGCGCCUCAGGUUCUGUACCCAGUCCAGACUAGCAGCUCUCUGGUGGCUGAAAUGGUGCCCCGUUCAGCAGAUGUUGGCUAUCUUGUUACUAAAGUUGUGGCUGUUGAUGUGGACUCUGGACAGAAUGCCUGGCUCUCGUAUAAACUGCAGAAAACGACAGACAGAGCGCUGUUUGAAGUGGGCUUACAGAAUGGAGAAAUAAGAACUAUACGCCAAGUCAAUGAUAAAGAUGCUGUGAAACAAAGGCUCACUGUUGUAGUGGAGGACAACGGGCAGCCCUCUCGUUCAGCUACAGUCAAUGUUAACGUGGCGGUGGCGGACAGCUUCCCUGAAGUGCUCUCGGAGUUCACUGACUUUACGCACGACAAGGAGUACAAUGACAACCUGACUUUUUACUUAGUCUUGGCUUUGGCUGUAGUCUCAUUUCUGUUCAUCACGUGUUUAGUGGUUAUUAUAUCAGUGAAAAUAUACAGAUGGAGACAGUCUCGCAUCCUCUAUCAUUCCAACCUCCCGGUUAUUCCGUAUUAUCCACCGCGUUACGCAGACACUUUGGGGACAGGAACUCUACAGCACGUGUACAAUUACGAGGUGUGCAGGACGACUGACUCCAGAAAGAGUGACUGUCAGUUCGCCAGACCCUGUAGUCAGAACGUACUGAUAAUGGACCCCAGUUCUACAGGGACGAUACAGCGGAUACAGAACGAAAAGAACAUCCUGGAUGAACCAGACUCCCCACUAGAGCAAAAGCCUCCUAACGCCGACUGGCGCUUCACCCAAGGACAGAGACCUGGACCCAGUGGGGCUGGAGGUCCCCCUGAGAUGGCCAUGGGAACAGGACCCUGGCCCAACCCCCCCACUGAGGCCGAGCAGCUCCAAGCCCUGAUGGCCGCAGCCAACGAAGUGAGCGAGGCGACCGCAACCCUGGGGCCGGGCACCAUGGGACUAAGCACCCGUUACAGCCCCCAGUUCACCCUGCAGCACGUGCCGGACUACCGGCAGAACGUCUACAUCCCUGGCAGCACCGCCACCUUGACCUCCAACCCCCAGCAGCAGCAGCAGCAGCAGAUGCUGAUGCAGCAGCAGAUGGCAGCCCAACAUCAGGCCCUGCAGGCCCAGCCCUCCGAGGCCUCGGCUCAGCCUGAACCCCCCAAGGCUGCCCAGACCCCCGCCUCCAAGAAGAAGUCCACCAAGAAGGAGAAGAAGUAGGAUGGGUGGAGGAUGGAUAGAUAUGGAAAAUACGAUGAGAAAAGAGAAAACCGACCCGAUGAGAACUGAAAUCGUCCCCCCCCCCCCUCUCUACCGCCCCAUCCCCUACACCUCCUCUCAAUGCGUUUACUCUAACCAGGGUCUGGAUUCUAUUGGUCACGCUCAUAUGAUAACAGGAAAUGUGGAGAUGUUUGCGAAUGUUUGUCUUUGGGCUCUGGAAUGGGUUGAAGGUUUAAGAGCGAACAGCGUUAACAUUUUGUUUUUUGUUUUUGUUUUCUUUCUGAAAGCUAUCUAGAAACAGUUGUUUUUUUGGAAAGCCUGUGUUCUUAAAAAAAAAAAAAGUAUUAAUACUAUUUGCAGAUACGGAAGACAUGCGGGUUCAGGGGGGAUUGUGUUUUGGUUAAAUCAAUGAAUUUGAAUUCACUUCAGACACAACAGUUUGAGUGUAAGCAACUUUGCUUGGAUAACAAGGCUUUGGCCAGUGACGUAUUCACAGGUGGAUAUUUUAACGAUGUUCCAUAAGAUGUUUCAUGUUGGAUUAUAAUUAUAAUUCCUUAUUUUCCUGAGAUGGAAAGUAGAUCCUUGCUGACUAUACUAGAUUGCCAUGAUAAGAUUCCUAUAUAGGAUCAGCCUUAUAGGAUCCUACACCACAGCUCUUUGGGACACGGGAACGGGUAUUCCAUUGCACUGGUACAGUAGUAUUCCACUCUGCAUGUCCCUAUGUGUUCAAACCACAGACCUUCUAGAAUAUUCAACUAUGCAUUGAAUUAGUGUUGCAACGAGGACGACCACCUUAAAAAAAAUACAGGUCGACGAAUGCCCUCGUAGCAUUUACCUGACGUGGUAGCUAAAAAUGAUAAAUAUUAUUUUGUAAGCAUAGUUAAAUGGUAAGAUUUCAAUCUUUCACUGUUUUUAUGACCUGAGCAUGAACCCUAUUAGAAAACUAGCACUGAGGGGGAAGGGCAUGUUAUAGUACUAUCAGCCCUAUUUGCUGGCUUGGUGGCAUAGUAGGCGCUGCCCCCUUUUAAAACGACCCAGAUGGGUAUAGAGACCCUCCUGCUGUCCACCCAUGCACCUCUAUCCCCUCCUCAACCAGAUGAUGUGCCCUCCCCUCACUGGCUGUCCCACUUUGAGAGCCAGACCAUAGAGAUGCACUGUUCAUACUAUAAAGAUGAGACGCAGGGUAACAAAAAUAACUUCAAAGUAGAGAUCUUUAACGGCGUGCUUAGGAGUUAGUCACUUCUUAGGCCGCUAGAGUCUAGAUUGAGCGUUCAUCCCUUGCUACGUACCCUGAAGUGCUGAUGACUAUAUUUCUUGAUGUGGGAAGUGUUUUUUUGAUGACUCAGUAGUAUAAGAUAAGUAUGAAGUCUUUUCUUUGCCGUCAGUCCGUCCGUCUGUCCGGCAACUAGCUGGACACCACUGCAUGAAGAGGCAGCUUGCAGGCUGGGUUCAAGGGGGAGUGGAGAGGGGUGGGCUGAGGGGUACGACGUCUGGGUUGGUACAAUUAGAUUGACGGGGAGGGGGGAAAUGACCUUGGCCCUACUCACUGAAUGUACACAGGCACCACUGUUGACCCUCCCUCCUAGUCCACCCCUAAACGUCCUCUAAUGCACUGACCCAGGUUAGAGGUCAACAGAGACAAGCACAUCCCUCCAUGUCACAGAGGAGAUACCACUUCAGAAGCAGGGAGGGUGGACAGAGUUAGCUCCUCGCUGUACCUAUCCCGUCAGUGUAAAUCCCUUCUGGCAACGCUAACCUCAGACUCUCCCCUUGCUUCCAUCCCUCCACCCCUUGGUCCUGUGAAGGCUCUCCCCCUCUGUAAAUAAACACUAGUCCUGUCGAUGGUAUGAGCCAAUUGUUUGUAUAGUACGGACCACAUCCAGAAUUUUCAAACUAAAAGUCCCUUCUCCUCAAGGCGUGGCUUACUGGAAUGUGUUGUAUUUGUUUUUCAAGAAAAAUAAGAAAACCACAGCGGGAGAAAAAAAAACGAUCUCUGAAAUGUUCUUCAACAGUUUUUGUUGCAAUGUAGUAACUAAGCACCACGAAGGCCAACUAACUAACUCUUCAGUGUAAAUAUAAAGAAAGUUGCUAAUAACUUUAGACGAUAAGUAAACAGAGUGACACACACGUAGACUAGUUAACUUGUGAUAUGUGUUGCGCAUAUUAUUGUGUUCAUUUUCUCUAUCUCUAUUUUACUACCCUGUAAAGAAACGAAACAAAAAAAUGAUAUUGAAAAAAUGUUUCUAUCCUUCUGUAACCUUUUUCUGUGCUUUAUAUUUCUUGUGCAUUUGCGCAAGAAUGCCUCUCUGUCCAUAUGAGCAAAUUAUUAUAAAUAUUAUAUAUGUGUGUACGUCCGUCCGCUGCUGAAUUAAUCCUCUCUCGUGCUGUAAUAUCUUUCUUAUGAAAUGCUUAGAUCUCCUACGCUCCUCCCGGUGUUAAUCUCUUCAUUUUUAUGCUAAUAUUUAUAUUGCUGUUUUAUUUUCUCUUGAACACUGACAUUUCAAAUAAAAGGCUCUGAAAUCAUUAAA
Salvelinus fontinalis (brook trout) is the source of this 6908-nucleotide messenger RNA. RefSeq names its product protocadherin gamma-C5-like. Lineage: Eukaryota; Metazoa; Chordata; Actinopteri; Salmoniformes; Salmonidae. The record is from RefSeq and is a predicted model, not a curated record. Gene Ontology annotation, molecular function: calcium ion binding. The transcript has 4 exons. The coding region runs from base 1516 to 4380 and encodes 954 amino acids. Gene Ontology annotation, cellular component: plasma membrane. Gene Ontology annotation, biological process: homophilic cell-cell adhesion.